AUGUCACAAGAUCCAGAUGUUGCCGAUCCAUAUAUGUAUGAUGGCGAGUCACAAAAUAUUACUCCUGAAGAUUGUUGGACCGUGAUCUCAUCAUUUUUCCAAGAGAAAGGGUUAGUAUCGCAGCAGUUGGAUUCAUUUGACGAGUUUAUAGAGUCAACUAUACAGGAGUUGGUUUGGGAGGACUCGCAUUUGAUCUUGGAUCAGCCAGCACAGCAUACCUCGGAGAAUGACCACGACAAUAGGAGGUACGAAAUCACUUUUGGAAAAAUUUAUAUCUCAAAACCGAGUCAGACUGAGGGUGAUGGUACAACCCACCCUAUGUUCCCACAAGAGGCAAGACUCCGUAACCUCACAUACUCGUCUCCCUUGUAUGUUGAUAUGACCAAAAAAGUAUUUAAAUCUGAUGAUAAUGCGCGUGUCGAUAAUGAACUAGAGUGGAUCGAAGUGCCCAUCCCCGGAGAAGAAGCCAAAACUCAAGCAUUUCUUGGUAAAGUGCCUAUAAUGUUGAGAUCAAAGUUUUGUAUGUUGCGCGAUUUGGGUGAACUAGAGUUUUACGAGUUGAAGGAGUGCCCUUACGAUAUGGGUGGUUACUUUGUUAUCAAUGGUUCAGAAAAGGUUUUGAUAGCUCAAGAAAGAAGUGCUGCCAAUAUCGUUCAAGUGUUUAAAAAGGCAGCACCUUCACCAAUAUCUCACGUUGCCGAAAUCAGAUCGGCAAUUGAAAAAGGGUCAAGGUUGAUUUCAUCAAUGCAGAUAAAAUUAUACGGGCGCGACGAAAAGGGAACUUCAGCAAGAACAAUAAAAGCAACUUUGCCAUAUAUUAAGGAAGAUAUACCAAUUGUGAUUGUUUUCAGAGCAUUGGGUGUUGUUCCAGAUGGAGAUAUUCUAGAACACAUUUGUUACGACGCCAAUGAUUGGCAAAUGUUGGAAAUGUUGAAACCUUGUGUCGAGGAAGGUUUCGUGAUACAAGAACGUGAAGUUGCACUCGAUUUUAUUGGAAGAAGAGGAGUUUUGGGUAUAAGAAGGGAAAAACGUAUACAAUAUGCCAAGGAUAUUUUGCAAAAGGAAUUGUUGCCAAAUAUCACACAGGAGGAAGGUUUCGAGACAAGAAAAGCAUUCUUUCUUGGUUAUAUGGUUAAUAGAUUACUACUUUGUGCAUUAGAAAGAAAAGAACCAGACGAUAGAGACCAUUUUGGUAAGAAAAGGCUAGAUUUGGCAGGACCUUUACUAGCCAAUUUGUUUCGUAUCUUAUUUAAGAAAUUAACAAAAGACAUUUACAACUAUAUGCAAAGGUGUGUUGAGAAUGACAAGGAGUUCAAUCUUACUUUGGCCGUUAAGUCACAAACUAUAACUGACGGAUUAAGAUAUUCGCUUGCCACUGGUAAUUGGGGUGAGCAAAAGAAAGCAAUGAGUUCGAGAGCUGGUGUUUCACAAGUUUUGAACCGUUACACAUAUUCAUCAACCUUGUCGCAUUUAAGAAGAACAAAUACGCCUAUUGGAAGAGACGGAAAAAUUGCAAAGCCAAGACAGUUGCACAAUACCCAUUGGGGCUUAGUAUGCCCCGCAGAGACACCAGAAGGUCAAGCGUGUGGUUUAGUCAAGAACUUAUCCUUGAUGACAUGUAUUUCUGUGGGUACUCCUUCGGAGCCAAUAUUGUCAUUUUUGCGUGAUUGGGGGUUGGAACCUUUAGAAGAUUACGUUCCUUCCAACUCGCCAGACGCUACUAGAGUCUUUGUUAAUGGUGUUUGGGUUGGUGUACACAGAGAACCACAUUCGUUAGUAGGAACUAUGCGUGAGUUUAGAAGAAAUGGAGACAUUUCUCCCGAGGUUUCCAUUAUUAGAGAUAUCAGAGAAAAGGAGUUCAAGAUAUUCACCGAUGCUGGAAGAGUCUAUCGUCCAUUAUUUAUUGUUGACGAUAAUCCAGAGUCCGAGACUAAAGGUGAUUUGAAACUUCGAAAAGAACAUGUUAAUAAGUUGUUGGAAUCCACUUAUGAUGGAUUUGACGAGGACGAGACGCCUAGUUAUACAUGGUCUUCUCUAGUGAAGGAAGGUAUAGUUGAGUAUGUUGAUGCCGAAGAAGAAGAAACGAUCAUGAUAGCAAUGACACCAGAUGACUUGGAAGCGUCAAAGAGUACACUAACAGAAACACAAAUACAAGAUUUACAAUUGGAAGAACAAGAUUUAGAUCCGGCCAAAAGAAUCAAGCCUACAAACAGCAGCAACACCCAUACAUUUACUCAUUGUGAAAUCCAUCCUUCUAUGAUUUUGGGUGUUGCAGCGUCAAUCAUCCCCUUCCCUGAUCAUAACCAAUCGCCACGUAAUACGUAUCAAUCUGCGAUGGGUAAGCAAGCCAUGGGUGUAUUUUUGACAAAUUACUCGGUGAGAAUGGAUACAAUGGCAAAUAUCUUGUACUAUCCGCAAAAACCACUUGCCACCACCAGAGCUAUGGAGCACUUGAAAUUCCGUGAAUUACCGGCAGGUCAAAAUGCCAUUGUUGCCAUUGCAUGUUACUCCGGUUACAACCAGGAGGAUUCCAUGAUCAUGAACCAAUCUUCCAUUGAUAGAGGUUUAUUUAGGUCAUUGUUCUUUAGAUCAUAUAUGGAUUUGGAAAAACGACAAGGAAUGAAGGCAUUAGAGACUUUUGAAAAACCGUCUAGGUCGGAUACUUUACGGUUGAAGCAUGGUACUUAUGAAAAAUUGGAUGACGAUGGAUUGAUUGCUCCCGGUGUUAGAGUGAGCGGAGAGGAUAUCAUUAUUGGUAAAACAACACCAAUACCACCAGACACAGAAGAGUUGGGUCAAAGAACACAAUACCAUACCAAGAGAGAUGCAUCUACGCCCUUGAGAAGCACGGAAUCCGGUAUUGUUGAUCAAGUCUUGUUAACCACAAAUGGGGACGGUGCCAAAUUCGUCAAGGUUAGAAUGAGAACAACCAAGGUACCUCAAAUUGGUGAUAAGUUUGCUUCUAGACAUGGUCAAAAGGGUACUAUUGGUGUUACUUAUAGACAUGAAGAUAUGCCGUUCACAGCUGAAGGUGUUGUUCCUGAUUUGAUUAUCAACCCACACGCUAUCCCAUCACGUAUGACGGUUGCACAUUUGAUUGAGUGUUUAUUAUCCAAAGUUUCGUCGUUAUCAGGGCUUGAGGGUGAUGCAUCGCCAUUUACAGAUGUUACAGCAGAAGCUAUAUCUAAAUUAUUAAGGGAACACGGUUACCAGUCUCGUGGUUUUGAGGUGAUGUACAAUGGACACACAGGUAAGAAGUUGAUGGCGCAGGUGUUUUUUGGACCAACCUAUUAUCAAAGAUUGAGACAUAUGGUGGAUGACAAGAUUCACGCCAGAGCAAGAGGACCUGUGCAAGUAUUGACUAGACAGCCUGUUGAAGGUAGAUCAAGAGAUGGUGGAUUACGUUUCGGGGAGAUGGAGAGAGAUUGUAUGAUUGCACAUGGUGCUGCAGGGUUCCUUAAGGAGAGAUUGAUGGAAGCAUCAGAUGCCUUUAGAGUUCACAUUUGUGGUGUUUGUGGCUUAAUGUCGGUAAUUGCGAAUUUGAAAAAGAAUCAAUUUGAGUGCCGUUCAUGUAAAAACAAAACCAAUAUUUAUCAAAUCCAUAUUCCUUAUGCGGCAAAAUUAUUAUUCCAGGAAUUGAUGGCUAUGAAUAUUACACCGAGGUUGUAUACUGAAAGUUCCGGGGUAAGUACUCGUUCUUGA
This is a messenger RNA of Lodderomyces oxycetoniae, 3702 nucleotides long. Its product is annotated as DNA-directed RNA polymerase II subunit RPB2. Gene Ontology annotation, molecular function: DNA binding; ribonucleoside binding. The record is from RefSeq and is a predicted model, not a curated record. The transcript has a single exon. Gene Ontology annotation, cellular component: RNA polymerase II, core complex. NCBI's taxonomy places the organism in Eukaryota, Fungi, Ascomycota, Pichiomycetes, Serinales, Debaryomycetaceae. Gene Ontology annotation, biological process: DNA-templated transcription. The coding region runs from base 1 to 3702 and encodes 1233 amino acids.